Dermacentor andersoni is the source of this 2526-nucleotide messenger RNA. RefSeq lists its product as uncharacterized. NCBI's taxonomy places the organism in Eukaryota, Metazoa, Arthropoda, Arachnida, Ixodida, Ixodidae. The record is from RefSeq and is a predicted model, not a curated record.
AAAUUUGAAUCAACCGCCCGCGUUGCUGGUUGGUUUUUUAUUGCGUGCGUUGUAGCACGGGCACAGUAGCAUCGCAGUAUUUCGGCAGCAGCUCAUCGCGAGUGAUUCACCGUCCGUGGAUUAAUUCCUGGCGUCUACGCUGUAACUUGUUUUUGCUUUGCUCUUCAAGCCGCUGAAGUGGACUCGUCAACAGUGAACGACCAACAGCAGAGGCGACGCACCGCUCGCCUUCCCAAGGCUCGGUUACGUGCCCGUGCCCGGGACUUUGAAGGUGGCGUUGGCGCGCAGCUCGUCAAGGUGAAGUGCCUGGAGCUGCAAGCCAUGCCGAGAAUCUACCAGGCCCAUGAAAAUGCUGCAGCCAGCCCAGCUUCAACGACGGCCAACUCCCAGCAAAGCCCUGGCCAUAGGAGACCGGUUGCAGGCCAGCUAAAGAAUGUGUGUGUUCCUUCAGCGCGGCCACUGCCAGCCAGCUCACCUUGUGGCUUUAGGGACGGCGGAAAACAGCGACUCCGCCAGUUCUGGCAACUUGUUUUGGAUGAACGCAACACAGCCACAUCGUCGCCGAGCCAGCAACACCUGCAGGUGACUCCUGACAGAGCUGACCUGAAGGCUGGUUCCUCCUUCGUACCUUUUGUGGACCAGUGUCGACAGCCAUUCGCCAUCAUCCAGCCUAUGGAAAUCGCUAGCCGCCAAGCUUCAGAGUUGCCCCAGCACAUCAAGCCAUGUGUACCGAUUGCCGAGCAUAUGCACUUGGGGCUGAUGCAAGCACGCCCAUUGCCUGCAGAAAUGUCUCCGCACGUUGGCAGCGCCGUCGUCAAACCAGCGUCGGAGCAUUGCCAGCAGCAAUUUGGCAUACCUGCGCCCAUGAACACUCCCUCUCCCAGCUCGCGAAUUCCUCGCAUCUCACGGGCCUGCUCCACUGCACAUAGCCAACAGCAAGUCGGGAGUUGCAUUGAAACACUGCACUCGUCCCCUUCCGUCGGCAGCACUUUGUCAUGUGCCAGGCUUGGGCCCUGCGCAGGUGAUCGAGCGUGUGAGCCCCAGGAAGCUGCCACAGCAUCUGUUGCUACCUUGACGGAUGCCAGCCAGACGAAGAUGUGUGCUCCUCAGAAGUCAAGAAAGAGCAUCGUACCUUCAGUUGGCCAUGAAUACGGGGAUACGAGCCUAUCCAGUAGCAGCUCCUACAGCCCUCUGCCGCCGUUUGAACUCCAUUUCUUCUCGCCCGACUUUGAAAAGUACAGAAGUCCCUUCAAAGACUGCGUAGAGGACUACAAAUCCCCCAUCUUGCAAUAUGAUGACUCCUCCCCAGAGCUUACUCCACCACGGGUGACCACAACUGAUGCCAAAAAAAAUGUCGCCAUCCCCUUGCCAGACUCGCCAGCACACUACACAGAUGCACCCGAACCAUGUUGCAGUGCUGACAACUUCAUCCUUCCCUCUUCUGUGACCCUGAGGAAGCGGCGAGCAACUAAGUACAUUUCUCCUCUUGCCGUCUCAGAAUACUCGCCGAAAUGUCCAACAGAGCGUGUGGAACUAAGCCCCGAGCAGGCCACACAGGAUGAGCUGGAAGAGCCUAAGCUGGAAGAGUCGAAGGGCCCCGGGAACAAUGCAUCUUGCAGUGGCCAAGCACUGACCAUACCGAAGUUUCUGAGCCCAGACAUCUCAGCUUAUCGACGUCUCAUUCGGGAGGAGAUCGCCAAAUGCUACGAUGUGUACAUGGGAUCACCAUCCCCGUCGAUUGACUCUCCCGCAAGCACAGCGUCAGCGGCAUCACUUGAAAACAAUGUUGCCUCUUCACCAACUGCCGCAACUCCUUCCGCGUCUUCUUCGUCGACGCUGGCCGCUGCAUUUGCAGGGUUGUUUCCACAGCCGACGCCCAGUUCAAUCUCCAGGCCGAUGCCGCAUGUACAGCGCCGCCUCAGCACAGUCUUGGAGUGCACUGAAACAAGCGUCAAAGGAAGCUUGACAACUGCGCUUUGGCCACCUCUUGGAGAAAUUGAAGAGAGUCUUAUUGCCAAUGCAAGGCAGCCAACAUUGAUUGAUGGAAAUUUCAGUGCAGCCUCGCCAUCUAUGGCGGUGUGCCUGGGAGAGGAGGUGGAACAGGACUCGCAAGAGCUGCUCUCGGAUUCACUGGCUUCGUUUAUGAAACACGAGCAGAGCAUCUUGCUAGCUGAGAACGAUAUUGACACUCCCAAAAGCACUUCGUGAGUCCACGCCAGAUAGGAAGAGUGAAAUGUCUGCUACUCUGUGAUAUUUUACUUUGCUUUUUAAUGUUUCCUAUAUUUUAAUUUCUGACAAGCAUGCUGGUAAAGCAUUAAAAAGCGCAAGGGUUAGUGUGAAGCACAUGUAUGACAAAGUAACAGUCAACGAGGACAAGUGCUGUAGCCCAAGUACAAUGAAACUUGCCAACUAGACCAGCCCAUUGUACUUAUAAGGUACGGUAUAGUUAAUGUAAAUUUGUCACAUUUGGGCACCCCAAUAAUGUGCCAGCUGUAUAUUGAAUAAAGCGUCGAGAAAUCAUUGUCA